Molecule: messenger RNA, 660 nt
Organism: Colletotrichum acutatum
Lineage: Eukaryota; Fungi; Ascomycota; Sordariomycetes; Glomerellales; Glomerellaceae
Exons: 3
Coding region: 277-480 (67 amino acids)
Source: RefSeq, a predicted model, not a curated record
GAGGUUAUUGAGCCCACCCGCAUGUGGUGGAGAUACCGUAAAUCCCCAAACGAAGAGCCAUGGGCCAAGAAAACAGGACAAUGACUCUCAAACACCAGAACAGAUACUCCUAUCAGUGCCCAGUCUACUAGGUAUGAAAAUGUGGAAGCGGGCGAAAAUGAUGUGUAUAUAAUCCCAUUGCAAUGCCCUUAUGCAAGGUACUAACAUCUACACCACUCACCCUCUCUAUCUUUCUCAACGCCUCAAGCCACAAGCUCAAGUCAUUACACAUUCAAAAUGAAGUUCACUCUGGCUACUCUCCUUACCAUCGUCGCCGGGGUUUCUGCCGCAUCCGUCGAUAUCGGCCUUAUUUCGAGGCAGGAUAACUGCGCUUCCAAGGGCGCCAACUGCGGUGACGUUGGCGAUCGUGCAUGCUGCAGUGGUACAACUUGCCAAACUACUCGGGCACCCGUUGGCGGCGUCGGAAUGAUCUGCACCUAGAUGAUUACACAAAGUUCUAGAGACACGGCCAUGGCGCAACGGUCAACAUACUGCCUCGAAUACCUAAGGGGUCACUGUACCAUAUAUUGUACUACAAGACAUCAUAAGUGUUGAGCGCUCUUGAUGUUUCACUGUUGUCAGUGUAGAUUGAGGCGGCCACGGGCCACCUCUAUUCCAAGC